Messenger RNA from Drosophila albomicans, 3788 nucleotides. RefSeq names its product pre-mRNA-splicing factor ATP-dependent RNA helicase PRP16. The record is from RefSeq and is a predicted model, not a curated record. Gene Ontology annotation, cellular component: spliceosomal complex; intracellular anatomical structure. Gene Ontology annotation, molecular function: ATP binding; RNA binding. Gene Ontology annotation, biological process: mRNA splicing, via spliceosome. NCBI's taxonomy places the organism in Eukaryota, Metazoa, Arthropoda, Insecta, Diptera, Drosophilidae. Bases 96 to 3788 code for a protein of 1230 amino acids. The transcript is spliced from 5 exons.
AGCGCAAUUUUAUAGUUUUACCACCACUAUUGUGAAACGCGCACGAAACGUUUUUAAUAGCCAAAAACAAGAAGAAAACUCGUACAAUAUUUGCAAUGUCCGAGGAUGAGGCGGGCGUGCAUCGCCUGGAGGGCACCGCCGGCCAGCCAGCACGCGGCGGCCUCGUCAUCAAGAAGUCCAAGGACAGCGGUGGGGGCAGUAAGGACGCUAGUGGCGGCAGUUUCAAAGUGCCGCAAGCAUCGUUGCUGGGCCUGGACAAAUUGGCGGCCAAACGUCGAGCGGAAAAGGCGCGCAACGAACGUCUGAUUAGCUUCAAGGACACCGAGUACGAUGAUGGCCAACACACUCCCAGCACACCCAAUUCCUCUGUCAAUGUCAGUGAGUUUGCAUUCAAGAAACCCGAUACCAAAAGCUUUGAGAAACUGAGUCGCCAGCUGCGCGAGCACAAAGACGAGACGCCCUCGCACACUGGCGGCGUCUCGGAGAAGGCACGCGAACGUCUGCGCGAACACAUUCAGCGUGAUCGCGAACGGCACAAAGGUGGCGAUGGACGUGACCGGGAGAGAGAUCGUGAUCGCGACCGUGAUCGAGAGCGAGAACGGGAUCGUGACCGGGAUCGCGAACGGGAGCGUGAACGGCAGCGACGCGGCGAUGAGCGACGCAAGCGAGCACGCGAUCAGGAUAGGCGACGCGACAGGCAUCGAGAUCGCUCCGUGUCCGUGCGCAGCGAGCCGGGGACGCCAGGCAGCACCACCGGCGGCGGUGGGGUCUCCAACAGCUCCUGGGAUGACGACGAUCAUCAAACGGGCAUCAAAUCGGACUGGGAUUUGCCCACCCCACGUUCCGGCUACGGCAGCAGCAGCGAUUGGAGUCGCUCCGAGCGCAGUCACAGUCGCUCGCGUCCCCCGCCAAGCAGUCGUCGUGGCCAGCAGACGGAUGACACGACGCGUGCAACACCCGCACAUCGCUACAAUCAAUGGGCACACGAUCGCAAGCGUAGUGGAGCGACACCCGCCUGGUCCGGCGAUGCCGAGUCACGGGAUCUGUGGGAGGAGGAGCAACGGCGUUUGGAUCGCGAAUGGUACAACAUCGAUGAGGGCUACGACGAGGAGAACAAUCCGUUUGGCGGCAGCAAUGCCGAUUACUUCCAGCGACGCGAGGAGCAGCUGGAGCAGAAGCGCAAGAAACGCAUCAGCGCCCAGCAGCGACAGAAUAAUCGCGACAACGAGCUGUGGGAACGCAAUCGCAUGUUGACCUCGGGCGUUGUCACCUCGAUCAAUGUGAGCGACGACUUCGAUGAGGAGGCGCUGGAACGAGUGCAUCUGCUGGUGCAUCACAUAGUGCCGCCAUUUCUCGACGGGCGCAUUGUGUUCACGAAGCAACCGGAGCCGGUGGUGCCGGUCAAGGAUCCCACCUCGGACAUGGCGCUGUUGGCACGCAAGGGCAGCGCCUUGGUGCGCAAUUAUCGCGAGCAAAAGGAGCGUCGCAAGGCGCAAAAGAAGCACUGGGAACUCGGUGGUACCAAGCUGGGCAACAUCAUGGGUGUGCAGCAGCCGCAGGACGAGGACGAUGCCAAAUACGACAAGGAUAACGAUACGGCCGAUUAUCGCAAAGAUCAAAAGUUUGCCGAUCACAUGCGCGACAUGCAGGAUCACAAAUCGGGAGGCGGCAAAUCGGAAUUCUCGCGCAAGAAAACCAUUGGGGAGCAGCGUCGCUUUCUGCCCGUGUUUGCCUCACGGCAGGAGCUCUUGAAUGUGAUACGCGAGAAUUCGGUGGUCAUCAUUGUCGGCGAGACGGGCAGCGGGAAGACGACACAGUUGACCCAGUAUCUGCAUGAGGAUGGCUACAGCAAGAGCGGCAUGAUCGGUUGCACGCAGCCGCGUCGUGUGGCCGCCAUGUCGGUGGCCAAGCGUGUCUCUGAUGAGAUGGACACCCAACUGGGCGAAGAUGUUGGCUAUGCUAUACGUUUUGAGGAUUGCACCUCGGAGCGCACAGUGAUCAAAUAUAUGACGGAUGGUAUUUUGUUGCGUGAGAGUUUGCGUGAUCCCGAUCUGGACAGCUAUGCGGCCAUUAUAAUGGACGAGGCACACGAACGUUCGCUAUCCACCGAUGUGCUCUUUGGGCUGCUGCGUGAGAUUGUUGCGCGUCGCCAUGAUCUGAAAUUGAUCGUUACGUCCGCCACCAUGGACUCGACCAAGUUUGCCACGUUCUUUGGCAACGUGCCCACAUUUACCAUCCCGGGACGCACGUUUCCCGUCGAUGUGAUGUUCAGCAAGAACGCUUGCGAGGAUUACGUGGAGUCCGCCGUGAAGCAGGCGCUGCAAGUGCACUUGACGCCCAACGAGGGCGACAUGCUCAUCUUUAUGCCCGGCCAGGAGGAUAUCGAAGUCACGUGCGAGGUGCUCGAGGAGCGUCUCAGUGAAAUCGAUAAUGCACCCGAACUGAGCAUACUGCCCAUCUACUCACAGCUGCCAUCGGAUCUUCAGGCGAAGAUCUUUCAGAAAUCCGCAGAUGGUGUGCGCAAAUGUGUGGUGGCCACCAACAUAGCAGAGACAUCGCUGACCGUCGAUGGCAUCAUCUAUGUGAUUGACUCCGGCUACUGCAAGCUGAAGGUCUACAAUCCAAGGAUUGGCAUGGAUGCCCUGCAAAUCUAUCCCAUCUCGCAGGCGAAUGCCAAUCAGCGUUCCGGACGUGCUGGACGUACAGGUCCUGGUCAGGCGUAUCGCCUCUACACCCAACGUCAGUACAAGGACGAGCUGUUGGCGCUCACAGUGCCCGAGAUACAGCGCACCAAUUUGGCCAAUACGGUGUUGCUGCUUAAAUCGCUGGGCGUUGUCGAUCUGCUGCAGUUUCAUUUCAUGGAUCCACCGCCGCAGGAUAACAUUCUCAAUUCGCUGUAUCAGCUGUGGAUUUUGGGUGCCCUGGAUCAUACGGGUGCGCUGACCACGCUGGGCAGACAGAUGGCCGAGUUUCCUCUGGAUCCGCCGCAGUGUCAAAUGCUGAUCGUCGCCUGCCAAAUGGAGUGCAGCUCCGAGGUGCUCAUCAUAGUUUCCAUGCUGUCGGUGCCCUCGAUCUUCUAUCGCCCCAAAGGACGCGAGGAGGAGGCGGAUGGAGUGCGUGAAAAGUUCCAGGUGCCCGAAUCGGAUCACUUGACCUACCUCAAUGUGUAUCUGCAGUGGAAGCAGAACAACUACAGCUCCACGUGGUGCAACGAGCACUUUAUACACAUCAAGGCGAUGCGCAAGGUGCGCGAGGUGCGGCAACAGCUCAAGGACAUCAUGACCCAGCAGAAGAUGAACGUCAAGUCGUGCGGCACCGAUUGGGACAUUGUGCGCAAGUGCAUCUGCUCCGCCUAUUUCUAUCAAGCGGCACGUCUCAAGGGUAUCGGCGAGUACGUGAAUUUGAGGACCGGAAUGCCUUGUCAUUUGCAUCCAACGUCAGCGCUCUAUGGACUGGGAACAACACCGGAUUAUGUGGUGUAUCACGAGCUGAUUAUGACCGCCAAGGAGUAUAUGCAAUGUGCCACCGCUGUGGAUGGCUAUUGGUUGGCCGAGCUGGGUCCUAUGUUCUUUUCGGUGAAGGAAACGGGACGCAGUGGACGGGAUAAAAAGAAAUUGGCCGCCGAGCAUUUGAAGGAGAUGGAGGAGCAAAUGUUGCAGGCGCAGCACGAGAUGGAGGAGCGCAAACAGCAGGCAGCACAACGCGAAGAACAACUGGCGGCCAAACAGGAGAUUGCAACGCCAGGCAAUGCAACGCCACGUCGCACUCCAGCGCGCAUCGGACUCUAG